Calidris pugnax (ruff) is the source of this 996-nucleotide messenger RNA. RefSeq names its product RAD9 checkpoint clamp component A (gene RAD9A). The record is from RefSeq and is a predicted model, not a curated record. Bases 1 to 990 code for a protein of 329 amino acids. Lineage: Eukaryota; Metazoa; Chordata; Aves; Charadriiformes; Scolopacidae. The transcript has 8 exons. Gene Ontology annotation, biological process: cellular response to ionizing radiation; DNA replication checkpoint signaling; DNA repair. Gene Ontology annotation, cellular component: checkpoint clamp complex.
AUGAAGGAUGGCGCAGGCCCCUCCGAGAGGCCCGGGGACCCUGGAGGAUCCUUCUGGGGCCUGGAGCGGACUCCGAGGGCGGGCAGGCGGCCACAGAGCCCGGCCGACAGCCUGAAGACGGCGAGCCACGAAGGGGGCGGGCCUGCCCGCGCGCGCGCACCGCCGCCGGGCGGCGGGGCAACCGCCUCCCUCGCGUCACGUGAGGAGAGAACGGCCGUUAGACCAAUCGGACGGCGGAGAGGGCGGGACGAAGGCCGGCUGCCGCCCAAUGGGGAGGCGGGGGCGGGGCGGGCGUGGGAAGGGGGAAGGCGGUGCCAGCUCCCCCCCACACUGUAUGUGUUGUCCCCCCCCAAGCUGUCCCUGCGGGCCGUCAACUCCUCGCGCUCGGCCUUCGCCUCCUUCCUCUUCGCCCCCCUCUUCUUCCAGCGCUACGAGGCGGGGGGCUCCCCCCCCGACAGCCAGCUUUUCCGAUGCAAAGUCCUCAUGAAGUCCUUCCUGGGUGUUUUCCGCUCGCUGCCCUCCCUGGAGAAGACGGUAGAGAAAUGUCUCAUCCUGCUCAAACCCCGGGCCAGCCGCCUGGUCGUGCAGCUCCACUGCAAGUACGGUGUCACCAAGACCCACAACCUGGCCUUCCAGGAGUGCGAGAGGCUGCAGGCUGUAUUCGACACCCAGCGCUGUGCCAGCAGCCUGCGCGCCCCAGCACGGGUGCUGGCAGAGGCCGUGGUCCACUUCCCCCAGACGCUGGCUGAGGUGACACUGGGGGCUGGCCCCAGGGGGAAGAUCAGCCUCCAAAACUACGUGGAGGACGAGACGGAGAGGAGCAAGAUGAUGGUGACAGAGCUGUGUCUGGCCGAGGACGAGUUCCAGACAGUGGCUGUGGCCCCAGGCUCCCGCAUCACCUUCUGCCUCAAGGAGUUUCGGGGGCUGCUGAGCUUCGCCGAGGCCUCCAACUUGCCCCUCACCAUCCACUACGACGCGCCCGGCAGGUAGGAACGG